This is a messenger RNA of Coregonus sp. 'balchen', 664 nucleotides long. Lineage: Eukaryota; Metazoa; Chordata; Actinopteri; Salmoniformes; Salmonidae. The record is from the annotation of a GenBank genome assembly.
UAUGUAUGACCAACUGCCCCACCCUGAUAGUGACGGUGGGCCUCCCAGCCAGAGGGAAGACCUACAUCUCCAAGAAGCUCACCCGCUAUCUCAACUGGAUCGGCGUUCCCACCAGAGGUACCAACUCUCAGCCCUUAUACCUGAAAUUACAUUUCGGCUAUCCACUCACACACACUGAAACUCGCAAGAAUGCCCCCGAACAGUCAGUAAUAGUAUAUAGAAAAGUAAAGCAUGCAACUCUUUCUUUCCCCCAUUUAGAGUUCAAUGUUGGACAGUACCGGCGUGAGUGUGUGAAGAUCUACAAGUCCUUUGAGUUCUUCCGCCCAGACAACGAGGAGGGCCUGAAGAUCAGACAGUAAGAAACAUUUACAGUGCUUUGAUCCUCUGCUGUGAACAAGUGAAAACACUGAGCAGAUCCACUUGACCUUGAAUCCCCCAAAUUGCCUAUCAAUAUCAUGAUAUUAUAUGAUAUUACUACCUGUUUUUAACCAGUGUCUGUGUUUAAGCAAACUACAUUUCUUUGUCUCUACUAACCCACCAGUUGCUCUUGUAGUCUUGUCAUUGCUGCCUCUGACUCAGUUUUCCCACUGUCCCUUGCAGGCAGUGUGCAUCAGCAGCACUGAAUGAUGUCAGACAGUACCUCGCUGACGAAGGAGGCCAAGUU